Molecule: messenger RNA, 6536 nt
Organism: Bactrocera dorsalis (oriental fruit fly)
Lineage: Eukaryota; Metazoa; Arthropoda; Insecta; Diptera; Tephritidae
Product: aminopeptidase N
Exons: 14
Coding region: 803-4282 (1159 amino acids)
Biological process (GO): proteolysis; peptide catabolic process
Cellular component (GO): cytoplasm
Molecular function (GO): peptide binding; metalloaminopeptidase activity; zinc ion binding
Source: RefSeq, a predicted model, not a curated record
UCCGAUUUGAAUUUCAUUCAGUCUGCAAAAGUAUCUACAGCGUUUCGGUUGUAUUUCAGCGGCGGCGCUAACGUAUUUCGCUCCACUUAGUGUUUGUAGUAGCACACAAAAAUUAUAAAUUGACGCGCGUUCAAAAUUUUCCCCUAUAAAUAGUGAGUGCUUUCUCGAGUGUGAGCGUCGCAGAGUAAAGUGAAAAAAAAAAUAAUAAUUGUGAAAUGCAAAUGAAAUGAGCUUUUCCUCUUUGUCGCCAUUGUCGAUCGAAUUGGAUCUUAAGUGUGCCACUUUGUGCCUAUUUUAGUGCUGCCAGUGCUGGCGCGUGAGUGGCAAGCGGGAGGCGUGCACCGGUCAACUCGUCGGCAUCACUGCAACUUGUAUUAAGCGACGAUUCAAAUUGUUGUUGAUUUUUCUACACUUAACUCUACUUCUUCCAAGUUUCGCGUUCGGCAAUAAAACCGCCACUUUUGUGGAAAUCAUUGAGAGAAUUUCUAGAAUUCCUCAAAAUUCAAGUGGCAACUACAUGCUUAAGUGUUGCUGAGUGUGUUGUAAGUGCGGAAAAGCUAACAAACAGCGGCAGCCGGAAAAAACAUACUUGAGUUGUGUGUUGUUGUUAUUUAACGGGAAUCGUGAAAACAGUUCAAGAGUGGUUUUUGAGAAAAAUCUUCAAGCAAUAAUAAUAAAAAAAUAAUCAAACAUAAAAAAUAAAGCAAAUAUAAAAAAGUUUUAACGAAGUAUCAGCAGCUAACGGCGAGACAAUAAUAACAACAACAAAAUUCGUGGCAACAAUUUGUACACGUUUGGCACGAUGGAGGGCGGCUACGUGAAUGAAGAAGAUUCCGAUGCAAUAAUGGGAGUGGAGAGUCCAGCUAUCAUUAAUUCCAAUACUCAUUCGGCAAAAUUUCAAAAUCCAUUCUCGGCUAAAAAUACAACACCAUUAAACACAACAACACAAUUGUCACCAAACAAAUUGCAAGAGCAACAACAAGCAACAAUGAAAAAUUCAUCACCCCCAUUGGCAUCACCAAAUUCAUUUCGUACGAAUCGCAUUGCUUCGGCUUGGCAGGAUCUCGUUCGAAAAGUGCGAAAUUUCGAUUAUAAUCGCGUGAAAAAUAUAAAAGAACAUUUUCAUAUCGAAUUCGUAACGAAGGAGAAAUUUUCGGGUGGCCAACUGAAAACAAAAAAUGGACAAAAAUAUGUAUUCAACGGUCCACCGUCGGGCAUUUACGUGACCAGAACAUGCGUAUUCUUCACCGCGAUAGUGACGGUUGUGGCGCUCAUCUUCACCAUACUCAUCACAUAUUUCUUGACAGCCAACUCCAUGACAACACCCAGCUGCUUCAAUGGCAACUCAAAUAAGAACUCACCGCCCUUGGCGCUGUCCUCCAAUUCGAUUGGCCCACAAUACAACAGCACUCCAGUGGCGACGGCUAGCAUACUUGGCACGGCACCACAUACCGCCAGUCCCAUAUCGAAAUAUGGUACUACACCACCAAUCGCGCCAAUCGGUGAUAUCAGCUUACCACCAGAGCAUGACAUCCUCGGUGCCGACAAGAGUAAAGCAGCCGAUAGGAAAUUGCAGCUACACGAUGGUUGGAGACCGCUGCAUUACAACAUUGUGAUUGAGCCGAACAUUAAAACCGCCACCAACAAUGGUAGCAUUACCAUUGAGGUACAACGUGACGCCAAUAUCCCUACUCUGCUUCCGAUUAUUCUUGAUGUGCACAAUAUUUCCAUUUCGAAUGUGCGCGUCAUACGCUCGCCCAGCAAUGACUCAACCAGCGAUGAAAUCGAAUUGGAUUUCGAUGGUAAAUACGGUGAGAACAACUCAUCCUUUGUGGUGGCCGUUAGUAAAGGUAUUGAGGAUGAGCGCGAUGUCAAGUUGAUUGUUAGCAUGGAUUUUGUUAGUCAGAUAACCGACACGCUUCAAGGUGUGUACAGAACAAGCUAUACGAAUUUGGAAACCAAUAAAAUCGAAUGGAUGGUCAGCACGCAAUUUUCGCCCGUCGAUGCUCGGCGCGCAUUCCCUUGCUUCGAUCGUCCCGACAUGAAGGCAAACUUUACCAUUACUAUUAUUCGCGAUGACAAACUCGGCAUGGCGUUGUCUAAUAUGCCGCUCUAUCGUAGCUCUGUACACCGUCCCGGCUUCACGCGCGAUGAUUUCGUAACGUCACCAAAGAUGCCCAUCUACAGCUUCGCCUUUGUCGUCUCCAAUUUGGUGAAAUCUCAUUAUUCCGACUUGGAUGCAAGCCUAGUACCGCGCGUAGAGAUAUGGACCCGCCCUGAAAAUACCGAAAUGACAAAUUAUGCGUAUUCAAUGCUGCGAAAGUUCCUGCCCUACUUCGAAGAUUAUUUUGGCAUAAAGAACCGUCUGUCGAAAAUCGAUAUGGUGUCGAUACCGGAUUUUGGUUUUAGCGCUAUGGAAAAUUGGGGACUAAUUACAUUCAGAGAUUCCGCUCUCCUCGUGCCCGAAGAUCUUGAUCGUGCUUCUUCGUCAGAACACAUGGAACAUGUUGCCCAGAUUGUCGCACACGAAUUGGCGCAUCAAUGGUUUGGCAAUUUGGUCACACCCAAAUGGUGGGACGAUCUUUGGCUGAAGGAAGGUUUUGCCUGCUACAUGAGCUACUUGGCGCUGAAUUCCAUACGUCCCGAAUUCCAAAUUAUGGACACUUACACCAUCUACGAAUUCGGCGAUGCCAUGCAACAUGAUGCCGACAACAGUUCGCAUUCCAUUGCUUUCGAUGUGAAAUCAACAACCGACAUACGUCGCAUCUUCGAUCCGAUCACCUAUUCAAAGGGUAACAUACUGCUGCGUAUGUUGAGCUCAUUUGUGGGCGAUGAAGCCUUCCGUGCGGCCACACAAGAUUUACUGAAGUCCUACGCUUACGACAAUGCCGAUCGUGAUGUGUUGUGGGAUUUUAUGACACGACAUGCGCAUGAGCGUAAGACCCUGCCCGAUAGUCUGCAAGUGAAAACGGUAAUGGAUUCAUGGAUAAUGAAACCUGGUUAUCCCGUUGUAACCGUCGAGCGCCGUGAUGCUGAUCUGGUGUUGACACAAGAACGUUAUAUGUUGCCCUCGCGAAAUAUGUCGGAUGACAGCCGUUUUGUUGUGCCGAUUACCUUCGAAACGGAUGAGCUACGCAAGGGCGACAAUAUACCUACACAUUGGAUGUUGGAGACUGAUCGACAGAUUGUCAUAAGCGACGCCUUUACCUCGGAAAAUAAUACGGAUAAUGUGGUGUACGUGAACUUGAACCGUCAGGGUUACUAUCGCGUCAACUAUGAUAUGCCCUCAUGGUUAGCAUUGAAGAAAAAAUUCACCACGCUUCCCCGUAUCACACGCGCACAACUUUUGGAUGAUGCUUUGCAUUUGGCGCAAGCCGAGUACUUGACCUAUGACAUACCGCUGACCUUCCUUAUGGAGAUCUUCACAGCCACCGAUGACGAACUACUGUGGCGUGCAACGCAACGUGGCCUCAAUUACCUCAUCUAUAUGCUGCAUCGCGAGCCUGCCUAUGAGACAUUCAGAGCCUUUAUGAAAUUCAUUGUACGCCCCGCCUUCGACCGCUACGGCUUGAAUGAGCCGGACAAUGAGUCGCACAUACAGUUGCAACAUCGCGCCAAUAUUGCGCGUCUCGCAUGCAAAUUCAACUACGAUCGCUGUACAAUGCCAGCGCACCGGAAGUAUCGCGAGUGGAUGGCCGAUCCCAAACUCAAUCCCAUUAAGCCAAAUUUGAAAUCGAUCAUUUAUUGCACGGCGCUCGCUGAGGGUUCCUUCCAGGAAUGGUAUUUUGCUUACAAACAAUACAAACGCACCACAAGCGCAUCCGAGAAGGAACAGAUCUUAACAUCUUUGGGCUGCACCACAAAGCCAUGGCUGCUCUCCAAAUAUCUAAAUAUGACCAUCGAUCCAACUUCUGGUAUAUUGAAGCAGGAUGGCGCUCGCGCUUUCCGCGCCGUUGCUGAGAAUCCGAUUGGUUACGAAAUUGCAUUUGAUUUUCUGCAAUCGAAAAUCAAGGAAAUCUCUGAAUACUUCGGCGACGGUUUCUCCACACUCACCGAAAUGAUCAAAUCCAUCACCACCUACAUGAAUAAGGAAUACCACAAAGAUCAGCUGCAGCAAUUUGCCGAUCGUGCACGCAAACUCGGUCUGACAGCAGUCGAAGAAGCCAUCGGCUUGGCCAUGGAGCAAGUUAACAACAACAUUUACUGGCGUGAGCAUUCUUACUACCAACUGAAGGACUUCCUAGAAGCGAUAGUUAGCGAAUUUCACAUAAAUAUAUUUUAAGUAAAACGAAAGUACGCUGGUAGAGAGUAAGAAACAGGAGAACGAAAAGGCAAACAUGCAAGAGCAGUGCUUAGGAAUCUAGGAAAUGAGUUUGAGCGUUAUGUAAGUGGCUGAUGUUUGAUUGAGAGUGCAGUGCGCGUGGAGCAGACUAAAUGAAUGAGCGAUUUGUUGUAAAAGUGUACAAUCUACUCAUUUCCUUUUUAGCAUAAGAUAGUUUACUAUGUAGUGUAAGCGUGUAAGCUGUUGUAAGAGGAACCACAUAGGAGCUUUAAAUUUUGCGUGACAACAACAAGCAAUUCACCGUUAACAAAAACAAAAAUCGUAUUGACAUUGAAAUUUUUGUAUUUAAGCACACAAUUGAAAAUUAUAUAUUGUAAUAAUAUUUUGUUUUGCCAACAAAGUGAUAUAUUUGUAUAAGUGAAUGUACCAUAUUUCCUCUGCUGAAGAAAUGAAGCCAACUUUUAACUAACGGAAAAAGAGAGUGUAAAAGUAAUGUGAAUUUAUUUUUUUAGCACAGAAGCAACGAGUAUUUUGAAUUAUAUUUUGUAAUUUAAAUUUAUUAUUAAUCAUUUUAAAUUUGUUAUAAUUAAUUUCAAAUUUAUUAUUAUUAAUUUCGAUUAUUAUUAUUUUUUAUUUAUCAUUAACGAUUUUGAUUUUGCCUUGUAAGAUGAUAUUUUUAGUGUUUUUCUUUCGAAUUAUUUAUUUGCUCAUAAAAUAAUUAUUUACUACUUACAAAAAUGCGCGCCAAUAUCUAUAAGAAUUUAAAUACAAAUACAAUCAGUGUUUAAUGUGUGAAUAAAAUUCAAAAUUAAGCAGCAUUUAAAGGGGUUUUAGGCAACCCUGAGCAUUUGAAAAUUGUCAAUUUGUAAAUAUGCUUAUCAAAAGUAUUGAAUUUGUAUGUUAAACUUCACAAAAUGGCGCGUUCAUAUUAAAAACACUAACACAUACAUAUAGUAUAUACAUAUACCUAUAUGUACACGAACGAUUUGAAUACCAAUAACGACACUACGCCACAAUAAUACACUAUUUACUUACAUAUAAAUAUUUAAAAAUACUACCAUAUAAUACUUAGACACUUACAGUUACACAUACAAACACAUCAACUAUACGAAAAUAUUUAAUUUUUAUAAUUAUAAUGUCAAAUCAUCAGGUCUCUAUUAUAUAACAGAUAUUUUUAACAUUUUUAUAUACCAAUUGUAACUGUAAAAUUAAUUAGUUAUGUCUACUCAUAUAACCACAUUACAAUUUAAACAACUAAAUUUAAUAAUUGUAGUGAUGUUCCUAUGUUGAAGCGCAUGCAUACAUAUGUAUGUAUGUGUGUAAAAUAUAUAUUUGUAUGUAAAACGAACUGCAAAUAAUUGCAGGAAAAAUUUAACUAUUUUACUAAAAACUAAAAAUUUGGCCAGAAGCACGAUUUUAGCUAUAAGUUCAAUAAGAAUAAACAUGAAAAUUAAAUAAUAAAAAAAUUAUUAAAUAAAUAAUAAAAAAAUAAAUAAAAAGAAAAAGAAAAACUAUUUUAUUAAAACAUUUUCGAAAACAUGUUGCAUACUUAUCAACGCAGUGCAUUUCACAGCGAUUUUGGAACUGAAAUUGCUGGAACAUGCCUGAGAAACAGAAAAAAAUAAAUACUAAAAUUUCUAACGGCACGCAAAAUAAACUUAAAAUAUUACAAAAUUAUUUAAAAAUUUAAUUUAAAUAUUUUUUCAGUAAAAAAAAAUUUGUUUAAAAUAUUAAAAAAAAUUAAAAACUGAAUUGAAAUAUUUUUUGAGUAAAAAAAAUUAGUUUAAAUUAUUAAAAAAAAUUAAAAAAAAAUUUAAUUGAAAUAUGUUUUGAGUAAAAAAAUUUGUUUAAAAUAUUACAAAAAAUGACAAAUUUAAUUCUUUUGACAAAAACUAUUUGAAAUACGACAAAUCUCAUUAAAUAUUUUUUAGACAACUAUACGCAUGAUUCAAUUGCAUAAGGUUGUGCUACUUUAGAGCGUUCCUCUUCUUACGAAAAUAUUUUUUAAAAAAUAAUGACAAAUAACAUUUUUUUCUCAUGAAUUUCUUGAUUACAUUUUGAUGAUUUCAAACUUUUUUUACAAUUUUUUUAUAUUUUUUUUUUGCGUUUUUUUUAAUUUUUUUUGUAUUGAGUUAUCACUCAAAGUAUUUUCAUUAGCUAAAAUGAUUAAAAAAACAAGACAAAAACGUUAAUUUUGGCUGCGGAAGCUAACAAAAUGAGUGUUUCGGUUGUCCGAUAAAUAACCGACCUCAAC